Selaginella moellendorffii is the source of this 1827-nucleotide messenger RNA. RefSeq names its product pentatricopeptide repeat-containing protein At4g02750. The transcript has a single exon. Gene Ontology annotation, biological process: RNA modification. Lineage: Eukaryota; Viridiplantae; Streptophyta; Lycopodiopsida; Selaginellales; Selaginellaceae. Bases 1 to 1827 code for a protein of 608 amino acids. The record is from RefSeq and is a predicted model, not a curated record. Gene Ontology annotation, molecular function: protein binding; RNA binding.
AUGCUCCAAGCUUACUCGCUCAAGGGGUGGAUUCACAAAGCUAGGCUUCUUUUCAAUCGAAUGCCUGAGAAGAACAUUGUGACUUGGACCGUGAUGGUAUCUGCUUAUGCCCAGGCUGGGCAUCUUGAUAACGCAAAAUAUUUGCUAAAUCAAAUGCCUGAGUGGAGUACGAUUGUCCUUACAAUUAUGAUUGUCGCUUGUUUUAAAGAUGGCUAUGUUGAUUUGGCUAAAGAAAUGUUCGACGAAGUUCCUGUUGCUGAUAUACCCUCUUCAAAUGCAAUGCUUACAGGAUAUGCCCAGACUAGGCAUUUGGAGAGAGCAGAAUUGCUGUUUGAUUCGAUGCCGGAGCGUAAUGUGGUCUCCUGGACUGCAUUGCUAAAAGGAUUUGCAGAUGCUGGAGAUCUUGAGCGCGUGGAGAAACUGUUUGUGGAUAUCCCCGAGAGAAACAUCGUAACUUGGAAUGUGAUUGUAAACGCAUUUGCCGCAUUCGGGCAUUUAGAACGAGCCAAUGUGUUACUAAGGAGAAUGCCCGAGCACAAUGUUGUCACUUGGAACGAAAUGAUCACGGCCUUUGCAAACUCUGGAAACAUAGCUUCAGCCAAGAAAAUGUUUGAAAAGAUGCCCGAAAGAACUCUAGCGUCGUGGAAUCUCUUAGUUUCGGCAUACGUCCUGGAAGGGUAUUUGCACGAAGCAAAACUUAUAUUCGAUCGAAUGCCACAACACAACGUUGUUGCGAUCACCGCAAUGAUCCAAGCGCUUUCGUCGCACGGUCGCAUUGAGGAGGCCAAGAUCCUGUUUGACCAGUCGGUAGAGAAGAACAUAGUCACCUACAAUGCCAUGAUCGAGGGAUUUGCCCAGAAUGGUCACCUCUCCAAAGCCAAGACCCUUUUCAAUUCCAUGCCGAGAAGAGAUUCCACCACCUGGAACAUCCUCAUCUCCGCGCACGCUCAGACUGGAUCACUGGAGGAUGCAAAGUUCCUGUACGAUUCGAUGCCGGAGCCCAAUCUAGUCUCCACCAACACGAUGAUCUCUGCCUAUGCCCAGAUCGGGCAAACCCACGAAGCGAGACGCCUGUUUGAUUCGAUGCCAGCGCUGAGCUCCGUGUCGUGGAACUCGAUGAUCACUGCUUUCAUGCUGAAUGGAGAGCCCCACCAAGGGAGAUUGAUCUUCGAGGAGAUGCCAGAGCCCAACAUCGUGUCCUGGAACGCGCUUCUCCACGGAUUCGCCCUCAAUGGCCACCACAAGGCUGCGAAAGGAGUGUUUGAUGCCAUGCCCUUUCGCGAUGCCGUCGCGAUCACCACAAUGAUCGUCUCCCUGUGCCAGAGCAGCGAUCUUAGAACCGCAACAGCGCUAUUCGAGAGAAUGCCCUACCGCGAUCUCAUCCCCUGGACGGCAAUGGUGGCGGCAUUCGCCUACUCUGGCCUGGCCGAUCGCGCAGCGCAGUUAUUUCGAGCCCUGGAGAUGGAUGGGAUCGAGCCUAACCAGAUCUCCUUCACCAGCAUUCUUAUCGCUUGCAGCCACGCCGGGAAGCUCGAUCUAGCGCGCCAGCUCCUGCGCCUGAUGAUUCAAGACCACGAAAUCCUUCCACUGCGCGAGCAUUUCUCCCUGAUCGUCGACGGGCUAGGCCGGAUCGGGCAGCUCCGCCUGGCCGAGGAGAUGAUCCACGCGAUGCCAUUCGUGCCGGAUCCUGUCGCCUAUGGCGCGCUGCUCGGCGCAUCCAAGAUCCAUCGCGAGGACCAAGCACAAGCGCGAGGCGUCGCGCAAACCCUAGCAAAGCUCGAUCCAGCGAGCGUGACGCCGUAUGUAACGCUCUCCUCCAUUGGAUAG